Molecule: messenger RNA, 2469 nt
Organism: Drosophila ananassae
Lineage: Eukaryota; Metazoa; Arthropoda; Insecta; Diptera; Drosophilidae
Product: beta-1,3-galactosyltransferase 5
Exons: 3
Coding region: 332-1666 (444 amino acids)
Cellular component (GO): membrane
Molecular function (GO): hexosyltransferase activity
Source: RefSeq, a predicted model, not a curated record
GCACGACGUCACGGAGUCAACUGUCACAAGUUCCUAAAUUCCUGGCCCGAAUUCCAGGUACUCUCUUAUCACCCGAUCGUCCCAACCGCGAUAUCGGCAUAAUCGGCCACAAAUCAAUCAUUUGGGCUUAUCUGUCGCCGCUUCCAGUGGCUGUCUUUCGCGGGCAACCCUUUCAGUUCAGUUUUCGGGCCACUCGGAAGCUACCACAGCUACCACGGUUUUCGGUGAAAGGUUGAGGGAACCAUGUCAGACACUUGGAUCCAGAAAUAAAUGGCCGCGGGACGCAGGAAACGCUUCCGUCUGAGGUGCCCGGAAAUAGAAAGCCGCUAGAAUGGACAAGCGAUCGCUGUGCCUGCUGGUCAUCUGCAUCAAAAUGUGCCUGGUCAUCUGGCUGGUCAGCUGGCAGCAGCCGGCGAUGCUCGAGUCGGAGAUGAUAGCCGAGGCAGCUGCCCUCGGCGGAGGUGGCAGUAGAGGUGGCACUUCUCCGCCACCGCCACCGCCACCGCCGCCGGCGAGAAGAGGACUCAGGAGUGGCAGUGGAACCGGGAUCGCGAUCGGGAGCAAUCCAAACCAAAUAACCCAGCCUAGUCGCACCCACUUUAGCUUUAACGAUAGCAUAGUUAGCAACACAUUCGAGCGGCCGGUGACGCCCCCGCCACUGGCCUCGCAAACGCCAACGCCCCCCCAGAGCAGCAUGCAGCUGAUGGAUCUGUCCAACUUCGUCUACACCAUUGACCAGGAGCCGUGCGAGCCGAGAGUCCAGGUCCUGGUGCUGGUCCACUCGGCGAUCCCAAACUUCGAGAAGCGACGCGUCAUCCGGCACACGUGGGCGGAGCGCAGCUACAUCGAGCGGACGCCCCUGCGGGUGAUCUUCCUGCUGGGCGGCGUGGGAGACGGGGCCGAGAACUGGCAGCACCUGGUGGAGCGGGAGAACAGCCUGCACGGAGACCUCGUGCAGGGCAACUUCGACGACGCCUACCGGAACAUGACCUACAAGCAUGUGAUGGCGCUCAAGUGGUUCACCGAAAACUGCCCCCAGGCCCAGCUGAUGGUGAAGGUGGACGACGACGUGUACAUCAACACGCCCCAGCUGGUCAAGUACUUUACGGAUCCUGAACUCCCGGAGCACGCCCUCCUCCAUCAGCCGGAUCUCCUGCUCUGCCGGCCCGUGAAGAAGUCCAGGGUCAAGCGUACAUAUCGCUCCAAGUGGAGGGUGACCUACAAGGAGUACCCCCACCGCUUCUAUCCGCCCUACUGCCCCGGCCUGGCCAUUGUCUACUCGCCGGAGGUGGUGCGCCGGCUGUUCGGGGCGGCCCAGAAGGCCAACUACUUCUGGGUGGACGACGUCCUCAUCACCGGCAUCCUCACCGAGGCCACUGGCACGAAGAUCACCAAGCUGACCCACUACCUGGAGCAGUACGGUGUGCGCCAGCUGCUCAAGGGGGAGACUGAGCUGGAGAAGCCGGCAUUCCUCUUCACCACUGACGGCAUCCGGCCGGACGAGAGCCUAGCCAUCUGGCAGAUGACGGUGGAUAGCAACUUUACCCUGACCACUCCAUCCUCUGCAUCCACAUCUGCAUCCGCAUCCGCAUCCGCAUCCUUAGCUUCCGCAUUGGGAAACAGUGCUAAUACUUCGAGGUCGCAGACGAGCCGGGGCAUCAGCUAGUUUGACUGGCGACCACAUCUGAGAUACGUUUAGUUUAUUUGGCUGUUCAGUUUUAGGGUUUCGUUAAGCUUAGGUUCUACUUUGUAGCUAUCCGUAAUGUAAUCCGUAACUGAUUAAUCUUAGGUAGCAUUUUUGAACAUGAACAUGAGAACAGAAGGAACAUUGCGAGUCAAGGGAACCACCAACCACCUGCCUACAAUCAUUCGUAUCAUAUGAACGGUAACUAACCUUAACCUAAGGACUAUAAGGAUAUGUACAUCAAAUGCGAGUCGCUCACCAAGAACACAAACACAAACAGAAACAGAAACACAGAAUACACCCACUCAAGCGUCCUAACCUUAAGCACAACUCUAAUAGCAUAAGACAUCUACAGAAGUACUUAAAGAGAUCUUAAUGAGAAAUAAAUCCAACCUAGAGAAAUAGAAAGUUAAGUAGAAUGAAGGGAAGCUGAACUCGAGUAUACUGGAAAUAACCAAACCAAAUAUUGAAUUCGAUAUAGGAACACCCGCAUGACAACGGACGAACCGAGAGGGUAGAUAUUAACAAAAAAUAUACAUACGUAGGGACAAAAAAAAGAAUGCUGUUUUACGGCAAAGUUAUACGAUGGAUGCUUAAAUUUGUAAUUUGUAAUUUUUUUGUAUUGUGUGUCCAAUAGAAAACUUGUAUUUUUUAGCUAUCCAUUACUCCUUUUUUAUUCUCGUAAUUCCCCGUGGAGAACAAAGCCAAUCUAUAAAUUUAAAUCUAAAAUUGCAUAUUCAUACAUUUAUACGGAUACAUUUAAAAUAAAUUAAAAACAAAAAAUA